Colletotrichum scovillei is the source of this 1418-nucleotide messenger RNA. RefSeq lists its product as uncharacterized. The record is from RefSeq and is a predicted model, not a curated record. The transcript has 2 exons. Bases 142 to 1044 code for a protein of 300 amino acids. Lineage: Eukaryota; Fungi; Ascomycota; Sordariomycetes; Glomerellales; Glomerellaceae.
GGGGAAAGCUGGCCCGGAAUAGCUCCCACCCCCGUCGCGCGUCCAUCCGAGUCAAGGAAAUGCCCCGGUCGAUCUGCUAGGACCCUUUCUCCAUCUUGCCGCUUGCACGAUCACCGACUAUUCCAUCCGCGCACACACAUCAUGGCGUCCCUCGCGCAGUUACUCCUGGGCGCUGUCGCUCUCUGCGCUUCCGGCGUCCUCGCUGCGCAUCCCGAAGAUGGCCUCCCUUCGUACCACUACGGCGCACCCAUCCACGUAGAGUGCAUGAACCGCAGCUCCGAAACAGGCGAACAUAUUGAAAACUCCAAUCACGAAAUCGAAUGGAUCCCCUUCCCCUCCUGCGAAGAAACCAACAAGCCCCUCGAGUUUCAAUACGGACACGAAGGCGAAGUCAAUUGCACCAUCCCCAUGGUCUCCGAUCCAUUCUUUCACCUCCUCGAGUUCUUCAUCCACAACGACGCACCUCUCGCCUGCCGUCUCCCAGCCCGACCCGCGCCUCACGUUGAGACCGUCGGCGAGAAGCCCUACGUGCAGGAAUACAUCCCUCUCGUCUUCGCCCUCGCCGGCACCCUCCAGCUGAGCCACUUGCACGUUAGCACGCACAUGAACGUGCUCCUGCACAGCAUGCCGAAGCACCACACCCGACCCCAUGACUCGGGUGUCCUCGAUUCCGGAACGGCCUAUAGCACGAGCCCAUUGAGCCAUAUGGACGGGAUAUACACAAAGAGACUUGUGAUUGGUGAUCCGUUGCCGCUACGAUUGUCUGUCAGAUGGUUCCCGACGCCGAACCUGCCAAAGUCGGAGGGCCACGUCGAGUGGCAGGGCAUGGGCGGGCACGUCUACGCGAGCACCGUCUUCUACAUCAUCACUUCCUUCAUGGCAGGCGUGCUCGUCGCGUCAACGUACUUUUUCGGAGUUGUUUUGCCCAAGAGGGUACGCGGAAGAGGCAUGGGCGGCGCGACGCCACUCGGCUACGGUCUCAACGGUCUCAACGGCGUUGGCAACGGUUGGGGCUACUCCAAAGCGGCCAAGAGGAUGGAUUGAAAGAAAGCAUCAACAAAGCGUUCGCGUCACGAGAAAUCUGUACGAUUUGAUCCGAUUCAUGUAUAUCCGCUAGCCGCCCCCUCUUUGAGAGGCUUUUAUGAUGGAUGAUGGGAGUUUUAUUUUGAUGGACGAAUUAAACUGGGAUGGCCUUGACCUUGCGCACUUGGACUGGGGAAAAGGAGUUUUGGAAUCGAUCAUCUGGAUCCGCGCAUGCGCGGGCUGACUGGAGCAGGAUUUGUAGCGAUAUCUUAAUGGAACCAACACCCGCUUCAAAGAAGACUCAGUGAACUCCUUUUACUGCAACUUCUUGGUGCUGUCUGCGGCGUUCACCCGCUUCAGGAUGCGCAGCCACAUGUCCAAUCCCAUCAGCGCCG